GAAUGAGAUUCAAGAGCUGUCCUGCUGCUGGGCCCUGCACAGACAGAGACAAGCUCCGACUCAGGGAUGGAGGCACUGAGUGCUCAGGACGAGUGGAGGUUUGGCACAAUGGCUCCUGGGGCACAGUGUGUGAUGACUCCUGGAGCCUGGCAGAGGCCGAGGUGGUGUGUCAGCAGCUGGGCUGUGGCUCUGCCCUGGAAGCCCUGCAGGAGGCGGCAUUUGGCCCAGGAAGUGGGCACAUCUGGCUGGAUGAGGUGCAGUGCAGAGGCAGGGAGUCCUCCCUUUGGGCCUGUGCUGCACAGCCCUGGGGGCAGAACGACUGCAAGCACGAGGAGGAUGCUGGAGUGAGGUGCUCUGGUAAAAGAACAACAUUGCCAACGACUACAGCAGGGACCAGAUCUGUCCCAAGGCCUGUCCCUGGCAUCUUCUCCCUGCCUGGGAUCCUUUGCCUCAUCCUGGGGGCCCUUCUCUUCCUGGUCCUCAUCAUCCUGGUGAUUCAGCUGCACAGAUGGAGAGUAGAACACAGAGCCUUAUCCAGCUUUGAAGAUGCUCUUGACCAGGCUGUGUAUGAGGAGAUUGACUAUCUUGUAACACCGAAGAAAGAGGAUCUACUGAGCAGCUCAGAAGCCUCAGCUGAGAGGACUGAUGCCUUUGCCGAGGGUUACGAUGAUGCAGAAGAGCUACCAGUGCCCAAGGCUCCUUCUUCCUCUCAGAUGGGUGAGCAGGAAGUGCUCCCAGAGGAGAAUGGAGUGAGAGCUUUUCAGACAGGCAUCUCUCUCCAGUCUCCUAGUGAAGCUGUCAACACUAGCAUGGAAGAGAAAAGAUUCUCUUUGGUCCUGAGACAAGAAGACCCUGGGUAUGAUGAUGUUGAGCUUAGCACCAUGUAGCACCAUUCUGGAAGCAAGCAGCUCUUUGAAGAAUCUUCUGUAACAUUGUUUUUCAAUAAAUGAGGGUCCUGUCUUCUUUC
This is a messenger RNA of Phyllostomus hastatus (greater spear-nosed bat), 967 nucleotides long. RefSeq names its product antigen WC1.1-like. Gene Ontology annotation, cellular component: membrane. The record is from RefSeq and is a predicted model, not a curated record. NCBI's taxonomy places the organism in Eukaryota, Metazoa, Chordata, Mammalia, Chiroptera, Phyllostomidae. The annotation marks the transcript as partial. The transcript is spliced from 7 exons.